Messenger RNA from Penicillium samsonianum, 2184 nucleotides. Its product is annotated as Glycoside hydrolase superfamily. Bases 1 to 2184 code for a protein of 727 amino acids. The transcript has 3 exons. The record is from RefSeq and is a predicted model, not a curated record. Lineage: Eukaryota; Fungi; Ascomycota; Eurotiomycetes; Eurotiales; Aspergillaceae. Gene Ontology annotation, biological process: carbohydrate metabolic process. Gene Ontology annotation, molecular function: chitin binding.
AUGUCGUCCUUCAAAAGCCUUUUCCUUCUCUUCAUCCUCACUCCUAUAUUUGCUGCAUCAACUGCCCCGCCACACGCAUUCGGCCUUCAGACACGAGACCUACCGACAGGGACUUGUAAUGUGAAUACUCCUUGUGUGAAUGGCGCAUGUUGCGGAAGUGACAAUCUUUGCGGAUACUCGCCCAAGUCAUGUGCAACCGGCUGUCAAUCAAAUUGCAACGCAAAGGCUGAGUGUGGACCGUAUGCGGUAGCAGGUAGUCAGGGAUGCCCGCUGAACGUCUGUUGUUCGGAAUUUGGCUUCUGUGGGUCUACACCUGAGUUUUGCGUUUGGAACAACACUGCCGAUCCAAACUACAGCGAAUGUAGUACCAAGUAUGGCGGAUGCGGCUCUGUUCCACGUCCAUCAUGCGGAGGGGCAUCUGGGGUUUCCAAACGGAACGUUGGCUACUAUGAGUCCUGGGCAAAUACCCGUUCUUGCCAAAGCGUUUCCCCUGAAGACCUUAAUCUUGAUGGCUUCACAUCCAUCAAUUUUGCAUUUGCGUCCUUUGAUGCCAGCAGCUUCUCAAUAACGCCCAUGGAUUCAAAUGCAGGUUCUCUGUAUAGUCGAUUUACCGCCUUGAAGAGUAAGAAGCCUGGGCUGCAGGCCUUUAUCUCCAUUGGCGGAUGGUCCUUUACAGAUCCUGGACCAACGCAAAAAGCCUACACGAACAUGGUGAGUAGCGAAGGAAACCGAGCGAUGUUUAUCAACAAUGUUAUCAACUUCAUGGAGACUUAUGGUUUCGAUGGUGCGGAUCUGGACUGGGAGUAUCCAGGAGCCGAUGACCGUGGGGGUGUUCCCGCAGAUACUGCGAACUAUGUCGCCCUGUGCAAAGAGAUGAGCGCCGCGUUUGGAUCCAAAUUUCAGCUCACCGUCACAAUUCCCACGUCAUAUUGGUAUCUCCAGCACUUUGACCUCGCCAAUAUGCAGGACUCCAUAAGCUGGUUCAAUCUCAUGGCAUACGAUUUGCACGGAAUCUGGGAUGCGCAGAGCCAAUAUGUAGGCCCCUACAUUGCUCCUCAUACCAAUAUUACCGAGAUUGACUUGGCCUUGGAUUUGCUUUGGCGCGCUGGUGUCGAUUCAAAUAAGGUCGUCAUGGGCCAAGGCUGGUAUGGCCGAAGUUUCACACUAGUGGACCCUAGCUGCAAUACCCCUAAUGGCAUCUGCAAGUUCCCAAGUACUAACGGAGGCGGCAACCCUGGACCAUGCUCGAAGGCGAGUGGAAUCCUCGAUUACCAAGAAAUCGCCGAUAUCAUUAAGAAGAACAGCCUGAUCCCCGUUCAUGAUAAGACUGCCGGUGUCAAGUGGAUCACUUGGGACACCAAUCAAUGGGUGUCCUAUGAUGAUGCAGAUACUUUUGCGCAGAAGCGCGAUUUCGCGAGUAGCCGGUGCCUGGGUGGCAUGAUGGUUUGGGCUAUGGAUCAAGUCGAUCAGACGGCGAGCAAUGGCUUCGGUGGCGCUUCAGGCGCGGCUGGUGUCACCGUGACCCCUGACCAGCAAGCAAACGCGAACCAGGCCACUGCUGAUCAAGCGGCUACCGGGACCUGUUACACCGAGGAUUGCGGUGUUCCCUGCAAGGCCGGCACGAAUGAAGUUGUUCAGUACAAUGGCCAGCCUGGCCAACUGAGUACCAACGACCGCUGUCAAAAGAAGCAAUAUCGAAGUCUCUGUUGUGACGACAAAACACAGGUGGGGACAUGCACUUGGCGCGGGUACAGAGGCACAGGUCUAAGCUGCACCAGUGGGUGUGCUUCUGGAGAGACAGAGCUCACAACGAACACCAACCAGCAUACCAAAAAAGGCGAUAGAAACUGUCACGGAGGCGUCCAGAGUUUUUGCUGCGCGAACUUCAAGCCCACUACUAGUUCGCUGAAACAGGACCUCGAAGAUGCUGCAAAAGCCGCUGCGGAGGCUGCCGCUCAGCAGGCUGCGCUUGAUAUCGCAGCCAAAGCUUUCUGCCGCGUUGCUGUUCCUGCUCUUUUGGCGCCUUUGGAAGCUCUUGAGGACCUUAUCCCAAUUUUUGGUGAGAUUGCUGAUCUCAUUGAAAUUGCCGCAACACCAGCGAUCAUACAAGGUUGCGUCAAGGGUAUCGAGAAGGAGGGUUCUGCUGAGUUCAAAGUGUUUGGCAAAAAGCACACAGUGUCGUGA